AUGGACAAUAGUCAACGGUAUGAACGAGCUCAUGGUGUGCAGGAACGGCCCCGAAGCGCAUCCCUACCUACUGUCCUGCCGUCCAAUGACGCCCGCCUCCCCUCCGGUCCAUCAGUUGCCGUCCCCGUCUUAGCUCCUUCACCAGACCUCUUGAAGUCCGCAAUCCCUGUUGAAUCGCCUUCCACAAUUAACCUGCACCCGUCUGUCCGGAUUGGCACUGGCUCGAACGUAGCAGUAUCACCCGCGACCUCGUCCCUUGCCAUUGCCGCCGAGGCUGUUGCGGCAGUUGCGGCUGCUGAGGCCGCAGCUCAAGCGGCAACAGCGGCUUCCUCUGCUGCUUCAGCUGCAGCCGCGGUGGCUAUUGCCGCUAUAAAGGCCAGUGGUGGCAUGCCUCCAUCGACUUUCGUGCCAGUGCAAGCCACUCUUCAACACUUGACGAGUUUACCGGCAGCUCCCGACAUCGUUGGAGGCUCCCGAGAUGCCACCCCCGCCUUUCAGCUGUCCUCUCCGAACCCUCAAAUCGACAGUUCCGUCUCGUCAGACGGUACCGGCAAGUUGAAUGGGAGUAUCGUGUCGAGAAUGAUGCUUGGGCUGGAGUUCCCUGAUAUAGAUCCAGAGCGUUUCGCAGUGUGGUCCCUUGACAAGAACGAAACCCCUGGGGAGAUGUAUCCUCGAACGCGCCCAAAUAUACGUCCUCCGUCGUCUGCCUGGGACAGUCCUGGUCCAUGCAUACUUGAGUCAAACAUUGUCCAGAGCACCCCAAGUGGUAUACGACACUUGGUAUCGAAGGCUUCUCGCAAACGAGCCUCGGCGGUGCCCUACUCAACGUCAUGGGAGACGGCUGAAGGUUGGCCUUUGACGGAGGAUGAGAGGUACCUAGGCCUGAGAAACGACUUGAGCAUUUCUGGUGCUCGCGGAGAGUAUCUCGAAAUUGUCGCUCACCCUAUUGUCUACCGAAGCGACGACUUAUGGGAUUUUUUGACGACCGAGUCAACCUCCGAACCGGCAUUCACCAAUAAAGCAUUCAGAUCUGAACAAAGGUCCAUAACUAGUCGGCCGGUUCCUCUUUUCGAAAUCCACUCUGGUCUAUUAGACGAGGUGAAAUCGGCAUUGGUUAAAAACCUGUCCCAUACGGACGUGAACUUCAGGCACAUUCAUCUACGCUACACUCCGACCUCUAUCAGGGGCAGCAACUCCAGCGAAAGAGCGUUGAGGCGCUGGACCAAUAUAGAGGUACAUGCCCAUACGGCUCUCUUUCUGGUUGCCUGCAUUCGCCACGAUAUCGACAUGUGUGAAUACAUCUUCGGCUCGGAAGUUGCCCGCGCGAAUGUGGCGUCGGAUAUUCGCACCCAUCGCCUUUUCCCAAUUGUUGGUUCCUUCGUCAUUCGCCGUUUGCUGGCAAAUGGGCCACAUAUCGGGGACUACUACAAGCCAGAUAGUACCAAGUGGGGGUUGGAGGCCAUACAGCCUUAUCACGAUCUACUGGUCUCCUUUAUUCGUGAACAAUCGACUCUAAACGACAUUCAUAAGCGAACUCGCUAUCAUCAGCUAAUCGACAUGUUCUUACCGGACGAAUCUGCACAUAUUGCGCCUUAUCACCAGACCGAUAACAUUGAGCUAUGUGCAAUUCGAAUGGGAACUAUUUACGCAGCGGUCAUCAGCACAGUAUCCGACAUCCUGGAGGAUACCACGAAACACGACAGCAACAAGGAGGCGGCCUGGGCCUCUGUGGUUGCCAUCGUCAGUGGAGGCGUUUCAGCUGGUGCAGCAUUUAUACCUGCGUCUGGGGUUGGCGAUUCGGCGACAACGUUGGCCAAUUCAAUCACUUCUGCUCUGUUUAACAGGGCAACUGCCAGAUACAAGCAGAGACAGAGCUCCCUUCGCGGGGCUGUAACCCAAGUGAUAUCAACAGUCAUGUGA
Apiotrichum porosum is the source of this 1920-nucleotide messenger RNA. RefSeq lists its product as uncharacterized. The record is from RefSeq and is a predicted model, not a curated record. NCBI's taxonomy places the organism in Eukaryota, Fungi, Basidiomycota, Tremellomycetes, Trichosporonales, Trichosporonaceae. The transcript is spliced from 3 exons. The coding region runs from base 1 to 1920 and encodes 639 amino acids.